UUGUAAAUCUUAAGUUGUAACUUGUGUAACUGUUAACUUGUAUUCUUUGCAAUAGUAAAGAAAAAAAAACUCUGCCCUUCGUCUCACUUAAACACUCAUGAGAGACUAGUUACUACUAAUCCAGAACUACCAAUCAAGAAGAAUAAUAAAGACAUAAAACAUAGAACCAGAUCGCAAACGAAGAUAGAGAUAGAAGUAGAUAAGAGAACACACAAACUCUACUCAUAACAUUUUGGUGCCAGCGACAUGUGUAAUCCAAGAGCCGUAACGUGCAGUGAAAUAGUUAAAUAAAGACACAUUUCAACAGUUACGACGGUGAUACCAAUCGACAAAUAGAACUUAGAAUUAUUAACGAAGGGAAGAAUUAUAGUGAUCGAUAAAAUCUUGUCAUAAGACGUCAACGAAACAAGUUAAAUUAUAAACUUUAUUGUUCACAACAACGAGAGCAGUUUUUCCUCGAAGCAAAGAUACAGCAAACACAGCGUGUUAUGAAAAAGAAGGCAUAACAAGUACGUGACGCAGACAUAAUAUCUAGCCGAUAAGCGUACCGCAGUUGCAGGAUAAGAAUUUCACCAAAGAACUAUACGACAAAGACGAAUAUUUACAGACCACGAAGAAAGUGAUGAAUUCACCCGCAACAACAACAACCCGACCGUCAACGUCGGCAAUCAGACGGAGCCUCAGAGGAAGGCGCAGCCCCGGCACUUCGUCUUCGUGUUCGCGUUCGGCUUUGGAAGUGACAACGUCACCUGACACCUACAUUCAUAAGUGCCCAGAUUGUUUGCUCUAAAUGGCUUCAGGAGGGUCCUACAGUGGCGAGAGGCCGCCCUCGGUUGACGUCGACUAUUCUGCUGAUCCUGCAUCUGGAAGUUUCUUCAGCACAGAGUUUAAAAAACAUGAAGACUUGAAGCAGAUGUUGGACAGCAACAAAGAUGGCCUAAAACUGGAGGCAAUGAAGAGGAUUAUUGGUAUGGUUGCAAAAGGGCGUGAUGCUUCAGAACUGUUUCCAGCUGUUGUAAAGAAUGUAGUCAGUGCUAAUUUAGAAGUAAAGAAGUUGGUGUAUGUUUACUUAGUCAGAUAUGCGGAAGAACAACAAGAUCUGGCAUUGCUUUCAAUAUCUACAUUUCAGAGAGCCCUCAAGGAUCCAAAUCAGCUGAUUCGUGCAUGUGCCCUCCGUGUUUUGUCAAGUAUUCGAGUUCCUGUUAUUGUUCCUAUUAUGAUGCUUGCUAUAAAGGAUGCAGUAACAGAUAUGUCACCAUAUGUUCGUAAAACAGCUGCUCAUGCGAUACCAAAGUUAUACAGUCUUGAUCCUGAGCAAAAAGAAGAGCUGAUACAGGUUUUAGAGAAGCUGUUGUCAGAUAAAACUACUUUAGUUGUUGGAUCAGCUGUUAUGGCUUUUGAAGAAGUCUGCCCAGAGCGUAUUGAUCUUAUCCACAAAAAUUAUCGAAAGCUGUGCAAUCUGCUUGUUGAUGUGGAAGAGUGGGGUCAGAUAGUCAUCAUUAACAUGCUUACUCGCUAUGCCCGCACCCAGUUUGUUGAUCCUAAUAUUGGAGACCAUAUUGAGGAAAAAGAGAAGCCAUUUUAUGAGGAUGAAGAUGAGGAGGAGAUUACAGUUGAACUUGACAAUAGUAGAAGGCCAAAACCCAUGGAUCCUGACCACAGACUUCUGCUGAGGAACACAAAACCACUACUGCAAAGCCGCAAUGCUGCUGUGGUUUUAGCAGUAGCACAACUUUAUCAGCACAUAGCCCCACGAUCUGAAGUUUCCCAGGUAGCCAGAGCACUGGUGAGGCUCUUGAGGUCCCACCGUGAAGUUCAGGCAGUUGUCCUCACUAAUAUUGCAUCUAUGUCUACUCGUCGAAAGGGGAUGUUUGAACCAUACCUCAAGAGUUUCUUUGUCAGGUCGUGUGACCCAACUCAUAUCAAGGCUCUAAAGUUAGAGGUGCUUACCAACUUGGCAACAGAUACUAAUAUAUCGGUUAUUUUACGUGAGUUUCAAACUUACAUAGGAUCAUCUGAUAAGGAAUUUGUUGCUGCAACUAUUCAGGCCAUUGGAAGGUGUGCGUCCAAUAUAAGGGAAGUAACAGACACAUGCUUAAGUGGUCUUGUCUCUCUCCUAUCAAACAGGGAUGAAUCAGUUGUUGGUGAGAGUGUUGUUGUCAUACGAAAACUUCUCCAGAGUGAAACAGUUGGCCAUAAAGAUAUCAUCAGCCAUAUGGCUAGGCUGAUGGAUAACAUAAAGAUUCCAAUGGCUCGUGCAAGUAUUCUUUGGUUACUUGGAGAAUAUUGUGACAAAGUACCUAAGAUUGCUCCUGAUGUUUUACGAAAAAUGGCAAAGACUUUUGUAGUUGAGGAUGACAUUGUGAAACUGCAGAUACUAACACUAGCAACAAAGUUGUUCUUGACUAAUCCAAAGCAGACACGUUUGUUAUGUCAGUACGUAUAUAAUCUUGCCAAGUACGAUACUAACUAUGACAUUCGUGAUCGUGCAAGAUUUACUCGGGCACUUGUCUUCCCUCCUCAAGGCCAUGAAGAUAACAAACUCACAAAACAUGCAAAGAAGAUAUUUCUAGCAACAAAACCUCCACCAUUGCAACAGUCCAGCUUCAAAGAUCGUGACCAGUUUCAGCUUAGUACGCUCUCCCACUUGAUCAAUGCUCGAGCAACAGGAUACCAGGACUUGCCUGUGUUUCCAGAAGAAGCUCCUGAUCCUAGUUUACGCAAUGUGGAGGUAACAGCUGUAUUUACACAGGAGAGCCACAAACCUGCACAUCAAAAAAGAAAUAAAACUCAAAAAAUAAAAUCAUUUUACUCGGAUGAGGAGAGUUCACCAGAAGAUGAGAGUGAAGAAAGCAGCAGUGGAUCUGAGAGUGAUAGCGAUGAGGAUACUACUGACAGUGACACUGAAGAAAGUAGCUCUGAUGAAAGUGAACCUGAAAGUGAUGAGGAUGAUAAUGAGGAGCAUUCACAAUUCAAAAGGAGAUCAAACAGUUCAGGAAAAAUUGAAAAACAGAAAGAUUCUUCUGAAACUGAGGAGUCCGAUUCAACAUCAUCAUCAUCUGAAUCUUCUAGUUGUGAGUCUUCAAGUAAAGAAGAGUCAGAGGAUUCCUUUGAUGGGAAGGUGAAGACAAAAGUUUUUAAAGGCAAAAUUCUCAGAAAAAAUGAGAGCUCAGCUUCAGGUGGAAACAGAAGUAAUUUAGAUCUUUUGCUAGAUUUAGAUGAUUCUCCACCUUCUGUGGACACACCGCUUCUUACACCUUCUCUGGGGGGUCUUCUGACUCCCACACCUUCAGUUCAACCACAAAUAUUACCUCCAGGUGCCUCCAUUCAGCCAGCCUCAGCAAAAUAUGUUCCAACAAUAACAUUUGAACUUUUGAACAGAAUAAGUAGCGGAGGUUUGACUGUUUCUGCUCGUUUCACUCGUUCACCUCACCUUUAUUCUCCGUGUAUGACAUCAGUUGAACUUACAUUCACUAACAGUGGCAGUGAAGAAAUUCGAGACAUCAGUUUGGGGAAGCAGAAAUUAGCACCAGGAAUGUCAUUACAUGAAUUUGCAAGCAUUGCAGUUCUAAACCCAGAUACAACUGUGUAUGGUACCCUUGGAGUUGAUUUUAAUGAUACCACUCAGCCUGCAGUGUUUGACAUAUUAACUGCAGGACGAACAUUUAACAUCAGCAUAACUGCUCCAGUUGGAGAGCUGCUUACACCUCUUGCAAUGAGUGAAGAUGAUUUCAACCAUAAUCAGGGAAAGUUACGGGGGAUGAAUGAGCUGAGUGAAACUCUUAAACUUCCUAGUAAUGUCAGCAAGGCCAAGGAUAUAAUAAGUAGAGUUUAUGAAACUGCAAAUCUACUCCAAGUACAGUCUACUGAUGAUAACAUAUUAAAGUUUGGUGGUCAGACAGCAUCGGGAAAGGUUCUUGUGUUACUCAGUUUAACAGUGCCUGAAAAUAAUCAAGAAUCUCUGCUUACCAUCAAUUGUGAAAAAAUGGUGAUAUCUUCCAUGCUUCUAAAAGAAUUCCAGUCAUCCUUUGCCAAAGGGUAAUCACUAUAGCACUGAAUAUCAGAAUUUUUAUUCAUUUAUAUUUAAUUCAUUCCAGCUUAAUUUUCUAUUGUAGUUGACUGUUAUUGGAAUGCUUCAUAUUAGCCUGUUUUAACUCAUCAUGUUAUUAUAAUAUUUAUUUAAAUACAUAAUCGUUUAUGAA
Molecule: messenger RNA, 4202 nt
Organism: Macrobrachium nipponense
Lineage: Eukaryota; Metazoa; Arthropoda; Malacostraca; Decapoda; Palaemonidae
Gene: rb
Product: AP-3 complex subunit beta-2-like
Exons: 17
Coding region: 791-4042 (1083 amino acids)
Biological process (GO): vesicle-mediated transport; intracellular protein transport
Cellular component (GO): membrane coat; AP-3 adaptor complex
Source: RefSeq, a predicted model, not a curated record